GGGAGCCGUACUUUAACGUGCGCACCGGUUACGAUCAUAACGAGGCAAAACGCAAGCCUAGCAUUUCGGAGCGGAAAGACUGGGUCUAGGACCUUGGACUGAGUUUGGGAGAGGGCCGUGCCAAGGGCCGUAUGCCGGGUGGUCCAGAAAAGGACAUUAUUUGCAAUUGAUAGCCAGGUGUCGUCAUCAUUUAGCUUUCCUGACGAGAGCGCGGAAGUGAACGCAAAAAGAGCGUAAGUCUGUCGUUUUCUAAAGGCGUUCAAGUCUGACUAAUUUCAAGCAAGAAUUUCGGAGGAAGUGAGGUGAAGCCAGCAAUAUGGCACACAAAGGAAACAGGUCUGGGUCAAAAUCAGCUGUAGGCUUGAAAUUCCGGCCUUCUUCUGCUGCCCACUCUCAAACUGGUACUAAGCCUGUGCCAGAUCAAGCAUCACCUCAGCAAAUUUUUAUUCUGGUGAUCAUUCACUUGUGCCGGAAGGUGUUAUUUGUGGAUACAGAAAUGAAGAUUGGGCUUUACCUUUUCCUCCUUUUUGUUGGUUCAACAGUGGGUGAUCUCUUGGUGCUUCCAAAAAGCUACUUUUCCAACAAGCACAACAUGCUGAACCAGUACUUUGUCAAGCUUGGCUGGGGGUGGACCUUUGUAGUGGUGGGCUCAUUCAUGAUGCUGACAGCCAAUGUUUACUGCUGUAGGCAGAGACCCAGGAUGCAGAAGCACAUCACAAGGCUGGUCUGUGCAACCAUUGCUUGGUACGUGUUCACAAGCAUGUUUGUGUACAUUGAAGGCGUAACAGGCAUUUGCCGCACCAAAGCUGGAAAAUACACUUCCAAGGAAGCCUGCCUUGAUGCUGGAUUUAAGUGGUCUGGAUUGGAAAUAUCUGGGCAUGCAUUCAUUCUGAUCUUCAAUAGUCUGUUCAUCAUGGAAGAGGCAAAGGCCAUUUGUGGCUGGGAGGGAAUCAAGGACAUGAUCAGAAAUGAAGACUUUGCGAGGAAGGCGCCAAACAAAGAUGAAGUGGAUGACACACCAUUACAGCAUGUCAUGGAUUCAGAUUAUGAGCAGAUGAAGGUUGAUUAUGUCAAGUUCACUCCCCAUGUCAAGGUUCUGUUUGUCCUGCUCACCAUGCUGUCCAUCCUGUGGGACGUCAUGCUGGUUGGUACCAUCCUGUACUUCCACACAAUGGUGCAGAAGAUGUGUGGAGGCAUAAUUGCCAUCAUGGCAUGGUUCUUUUUGUACAGAUAUUUGUACCCUCAAGGAUUUGCAUGCCUCCCAGGACAAGGGGCCUUCAAGUACCAGAAGGACAAGCCCAAAGUUUAUCGUCCAUUCAGGGCCCCGUCCUUCGUGUUCAAGAGAAGGAACAGUGCCAGUAAACAGCCAUCAACAACCAAGGAUGAGCUGCCCAAGUUUAUGGGAAUGCCACUGUAUGCAUUGAAGAACAAUACUGGUGAAUCCACCAUGCAAGAUUCUGCUGGCAGCAAGUAACGUCAGUGACCUGUCCCAGCGUGUCUGGUGCACUCGCAGAUGGGGAAAGAAGUGACCCACCUCUCUGCUUUACUUUGGUGUGUCCAUAUAUGGUAGACUUUUGUUAUGGCGAUGUUAACUCCAUUGGAUUUGGGUUUUGUCAUGACCCCUUUGCCUGCUUAACUAAAUGUGCCUGAUUUUGGUAGGCUGUUGUUAUGACAAUGUUACCUCCACAGGAACUGAGUUUCAUCAGUAUUUAUAUGUGGAGGUGGCAUGGUAAGGCUCCAGGGUUUUUUAUUGUGUGGUAGCCAAUGUGUGAAUACUCCUUUACCUCUUUAUAUAAGAAGUAUUUGUACUUCAGCUCCCUAGGUGCUGUUGACCCAAUAACAGUUAAUACAUCACAAGGUUUGAUUUCACCAAAUAAAAACCCAUUACAUAUUGUAUG
Pollicipes pollicipes is the source of this 1898-nucleotide messenger RNA. RefSeq names its product fat storage-inducing transmembrane protein-like. The coding region runs from base 317 to 1474 and encodes 385 amino acids. Gene Ontology annotation, molecular function: coenzyme A diphosphatase activity. NCBI's taxonomy places the organism in Eukaryota, Metazoa, Arthropoda, Thecostraca, Pollicipedomorpha, Pollicipedidae. Gene Ontology annotation, cellular component: endoplasmic reticulum membrane. The transcript has a single exon. Gene Ontology annotation, biological process: lipid storage; phospholipid biosynthetic process; lipid droplet organization. The record is from RefSeq and is a predicted model, not a curated record.